UUGCUUUAGAUUUCGAACCCCAAUGCUCCGGUUUUGCCACUGGAGAUUUCCGCCGUCACUAGCCGCCGGUAGGAUGCUCUUCUCAUCACCACCUUCACUUCACUCCUCCUUCUCCGGCGGCGGUGCGAAUUCGAGCUCAAUCGUUGGAAACUCCAAACCCGAGUUACUAUUCCCUCAAUCACUGAAAUCCACUGUGGUCUGUUCAAACGCCGAAGCUAUCCGACAAAACAUGUCUACUAACAACUCUCAAUGCUUUUCGAGCAGACAAGAAGCUAGUGGUUCGGACGUAAGCUCUCUCGUUGUGGUUUCAUUCUACAAGUUCGCUGAUUUUCCUGACCACGCUGAUCUCAGGAAGCCCCUCAAGGAUCUCUGCGAAGAACUGCGUGUUUCAGGUGGAAUCAUUCUUGCACCAGAAGGGAUCAACGGAAGUAUCUGCGGGAGUCGUGAGUCAGUGGAGAGAGUGUUGGCGUGUAUACAGAGGGAUGUCCGUUUGAAUGGGUUGAGGCAAGUGGAGACACCUGUGAGUCCUGAACAAGAAGCAAUACACCAUUAUGGUGGACAUAGCACUAGCUCUCCUCUUGCAGCUGGUGAAGAUGCUCCCUUUAGAUGGGACCACGUUAGGGUCAAACUCAAGAAAGAGAUUGUUACGCUUGGAAUGCCGAGUGUGUCGCCAAUUGAAAGAGUUGGAACAUAUGUGAGCCCUGAAGAGUGGAAUGAUCUGAUCAGUGAUCCAGAAAUUGUAGUGAUUGAUGUGCGCAAUACCUAUGAGACUAGAAUUGGGAAGUUCAAAGGAGCGGUUGAUCCAUGCACCACAGCUUUUAGACACUUUCCAUCUUGGGUGGAGGAUCAGUUUGCACUAAAGCAACAAGGCAUUGUGGAGAAAGAAGGCAAAGCUGAAAAGGCAAAUACGCUGCCACGGAUUGCAAUGUACUGCACUGGAGGAAUCAGGUGUGAGAAAGCAUCAAGCUUACUUCUAAGCCAAGGUUUCAAAGAGGUGUAUCAUCUAAAAGGUGGGAUAUUGAAGUACCUAGAAGAAGUCCCUAAAACAGAGAGUUUAUGGGAAGGGGAAUGCUUUGUGUUCGACAAGCGUGUGUCUGUGGAACACGGUUUAGCUCAAGGAACUCAUAAACUCUGCUACGGAUGCAAGCAGCCUAUUAGUGAUGAAGACAUGGAAGCUACAGAGUAUGAGUACGGAGUUUCUUGUCCUUACUGUUACUCCGAGAAGUCUGAAGAGGAGAAAGAAAGGGCGAGAGCUAGACAGACGCAGUUUGAGGAAUGGGGCGUGAUUGGUGGUCCGGACAAGGGUCGUCGACCAGCUUCAGCUGCCAAAUCAGAUAGUCAGUCCAAGAAAGAACAAUGAGAAGGUUGGUUUGUCAAAUAUAGAAUGACGUUUUUGAUUGUUGGUGGGUUUGGAUAUUGAUAACUCCUUUUGUUGUUUUUUUUUAUAUUUAAAAGCGAAUGCUGGUCUCUCCAUGAGAGGUGGUUUAACGCAAAUCAUCAAGGAAAUGGAACUGUGUUUUAGCU
This is a messenger RNA of Raphanus sativus (radish), 1524 nucleotides long. RefSeq names its product rhodanese-like domain-containing protein 7. The transcript has 5 exons. Lineage: Eukaryota; Viridiplantae; Streptophyta; Magnoliopsida; Brassicales; Brassicaceae. The coding region runs from base 23 to 1360 and encodes 445 amino acids. The record is from RefSeq and is a predicted model, not a curated record.